AUGCCGUCGACCUCGUAUAUCUCUCCUCAAUCAAUGACCCCCAACACCAUGGACUCUGAGCAUUACUUUGCUCCUCCACCGGCCUACUUCGAGCAAGAAUUCGACCAAAAGAUAUCUCACGCUACCAACUUAUCCGUUCAGACGGCGCAGCUAGAGAGAAGGGCUGCCGAGGGGGGUGGAUGGGAACCAUACGACCCGAAGGCUUUUGAAGGAGAGGUGACGAGGACAAGCAAGACAGCGCCCGCCCAGGUUGACCAAUCGAAGGCAGACACUACCACCACAAGUUGGCAGACUAAUCCCUCGUCAGUUUCUGUCAACGAAGGUGUGCCGGCAGCACAAAAUCACAGUGCAGACGGGCCGAACAACUCCCCCUCCGUUCAACCCCUUCGGAUUGAGAAGAAGUCCGCUCCCAAGUCCAAUGCGUUGGACGUCCAAGGCCCCCACGCGACGAUAAACUAUUCUGCAGCAUCGAGUACGAGCGCGCACCGCAAAAGCUCUUUGAGCGUUUCGUCCCCAUUCUCGACUCCUACUUCCUUCGCUGACCAAGUGAACGCGAGGAUAUCCGCCGCAAUACCAAACAGUGAGGGCGUUCAACCUGAAGGAAAAACUGAGGAAUAUCGACAUUCCCUCGUCGAUCCUUACUACACCACACAUGCGACUUCUCCUCGACAAUCCUUGCCUCCACCGAUACGGCCGCAUGUUGCAGUUCCGGAACGUCCAAUGUCCUACUCUCCCAGCUCAAGUUCACCAUCUCCGUCCGUUCCGCGGAUAGACUUCAAUCCCUACGUCGCAUAUGGCAAUAGGGCGCCAACGUCUCUACCUGUUCAAACGCCGCCCCGCAGACCGAUGGCGCCUGAAAUCUCGUACGAUCCCAACGCCUUUUACAAUUCGGCCGUUUCUGCUCAACUCACUCCGUCUAGACCUUCCCAACCAUAUCCCUCCCCGCUGUCUGGUGGCAACCUACCGCAAUAUCAGGUCCAGAAUGCGAGCUAUCUACAGGAUGGAGUCCAACAACAGCCGUUCAAUUCCCCGCUUCGACCUGUUCGACCACCUGUCCACGGAGUCAACAAUAGCCCAAGGCAGGCCCUCUGGCAAUCGUCUACUAGACCAGCCACUUCUUAUGGAGGUUCUGAUCUAUACCUUGUUCCCGAAAGCAAUCGACAUCCCAACAACCGCAACAGUGUUUAUUCCAAUCACUCAAAUCGAUAA
Cyclocybe aegerita is the source of this 1209-nucleotide messenger RNA. The record is from the annotation of a GenBank genome assembly. Lineage: Eukaryota; Fungi; Basidiomycota; Agaricomycetes; Agaricales; Hemipholiotaceae.